CCGGUUGUAAAUAACACGUAGCAUUACCUUGAUAUUUUCAUCAGUUUUUAGGAUUUUUCACCACAUACAUUGACGUCCAUAGGUUCAGUUGUUAGAAGGAAUUCAAAAUGAGGCACAUUUUGUGUGUGUUUGUUAUAUCUAUGGUGUUACAAGGGAUUGUAUGCCCCCCUGUAAACCCUAAUCCCCAACCUAAAGAAAAAGAUAGCGAAGCUGAUCAGGAUACCGGCCUCCAUUAUGAUAGAUAUCUGAAAGAGGUUGUCAUGACUCUGGAAGAGGAUCCAGAAUUUAGAAAAAAAUUAGAGGAGGCUAAUGUCACCGAUAUUAAGUCUGGAAAGAUUGCCAUGCACUUAGAAAAAGUAGCCCACCAUGUGAGAGAAAAAUUAGAUGAAAUUAAACGAAAGGAAGUUAAUAGACUGCGGAUGUUGGCCAAGGAGAAAAUGAAACAAAUGCAGGGUACGGAUGUAUUGAAAUUGGUAGCUCAGUAUGGAGGAAUACAGAAGAUUGAUGAAUCAGUCUUGCACCAUGUAGAUGUCCAGAACCCCCAUUCAUUUGAAAUGAAAGAUUUAGAAAGACUAAUUCAGAAGGCAACAAAAGACCUAGAUGAAUUGGACAAGCAGAGAAGAGAAGAAUUCAAAAAUUAUGAAAUGGAGAAAGAACAUGAAAGACGAGAACAUUUAAAGGAAUUACCUGAAGAGGAGAGAAAGAAAGAAGAACAAAAAUAUGAAGAGAUGAAGAAAAAACACAGGGAUCAUCCUAAAUUACACCACCCUGGCAGCAAGGCGCAGCUCGAAGAAGUGUGGGAGAAAGAGGAUCAUUUUGACCCCGAGAACUUUGACCCCAAAACUUUUUUCUAUAAACAUGAUUUGGAUGGAAACAGGUUGCUUGAUGAGGAAGAAAUUGAAGCAUUAUUUCAGAAAGAGCUGGACCAGGUCUAUGACCCCAAUAACCCAGAAGAUGAUAUGGAGGAGAGGUAUGAAGAAAUGGCACGUAUGAGGGAGCAUGUCAUGAAAGAACUGGAUAAAGAUGGGGACAAACUGGUCAGCCUGGAUGAGUUCAUGCAGUACACAAAGUCUGAGGACUUUAACAAGGAUGAGGGAUGGGAUACCCUUGAGAAUGAGGAGCAGUACACUGAGGAGGAGCUGAAGGAGUAUGAGAGGAUGCUGAUGGAGGAGGAGAACAGGAGGAGACAGCAGGGGGCGUUUGACAGUCACGCUCAGCCAGGAGUUGUGAAUCAGCCACCUCACCCAGGAAAUGUUCAGGAAAUGCAGAUGCCUCAUGGUGGAAUGCCUCCACAAGGUGGAUUCCACCCCCAAGGUGGAAUGCCUCCACAAGGUGGAAUGCCCCCACAGGGUGGAUUCCACCCUCAAGGUGGAAUGCCUCCACAAGGUGGACAGUUUGAGCAGCUACAUCCUGAUCAAGUAGCAGCCAUUCAACAACAAGCACAACUCCAUGCACAGCAACAAGCCCAGUUUCAUGCACAGCAACAGCAACAAGUACAUGCUCAACAACAAGCACAAUUACAUGCUCAACAGCAAGCACAUGCACAACAGCAGGCUCAGUUCCAUGCUCAGCAACAGGCACAUGCACAACAACAAGCUCAGGCUGGUGGACAACAGCCACCCAUAGGACAACAAGCAGGUGAAGGCCAUCCAGCAGCACAGGUAGGUCAAGGACAACCACCAGUCCCAGGUCAACAAGGUCAUGUGGAUCCACAACAUCAAGGACAGCCAGCUGUUCAGCAAACUGGACAGGUCCCUGCUCAAGGUCAACAGGGACAGCAACAAGGUCAACAGGGACAGCAACAACAGCAACAGGGUCAACAACAACAGCAACAGGAUAAGCAGGAGCAUAAACCUGUGGCUUAAAUGGGGGUUUUAUUUUACAUUUAUUAUGGACUAGCUUUAACUCUGAUUCAAAGAAGAUUGGUGAUAUGUUACUUACAUGAUUACAUUCAUGAAAAGCCACCUAUAAAAUUUCAUCAAAAUGGAAUGUGAGAAAUUUUCAGAUGUACAGGAAAAUUUCAAGAAAGUAUGGUGCUAUUUAAGAGAAAUAGGCAAAGAAUUUUUUUCUUGAAGUUUUUAAAAAAAAAAAAGAUAAAUCUAAAUAAAAUGUCCUUAGGUGUAGCUAAAAGAUAGUGAUGUGUUCUAACCAGAAUUUUCUUAAAAUUUUUUAAAUAAUUUACCUUGAAAAGAAAAAUACCACAUUUGACGAGAAGAAUUUUCAGAGAUUUAUUUUCAUUACUUGUUUUGUGGUGCCAAACAUCAUAAGAAGUCAGCUUAGCCUAUGGUCUACCUUAUGAAUUAGUUCUAGUCAGGUGUAAAUCUAUUUCAUAAAUGAGGUGCAUAUAAUUAAGCUUUUUGAAAACUUAAUGUUAGUAAGAAAAUAGUUGAAAGUUUUUUUAGAUGAGUUGUUAAGGUAUGGAGAAAAUGGUUCCAUUCCAUGAAGUUAUCAGUUUAUUUUUAUAAGAAUUUCAGUUUAUAGAUUUAAUCUGAUAUAAGAUAUCAAGAAGAAUAGUAAUUUAUGAUAUUUAUUUUGUUCUAAAUAUUGCAAUUGUGCCAGAAAAUUUUCACUUCUGUAACAUAAGGAUGCCAGGAAAUUGAAAAUUGGAGAAUUUUCUGCUUCCAAUAUUAUGAACAAGAAACACAACAAAUUUAGAUUAGUUUUGAGAACCUUGUUUAAUAUUUUUUCCUAAUCAUCAUUAAUUACGUGUUAUUCAACACAAGGCUUAUUUUUUUAUGUAUUUUUAGAAGUAUCAAUGGCAUUAGACUUUCUUGCAGUGACAUACUUAGAGAAUUUUAAAUUUUAUGAGAUUUGGGUUUUUUUUAAAAUAAAAUUUGCAAUGAUUUCCAAAGCAUAGUAUUUUAUACGAAAUGCAAUAAGUAUAAACUCAGAAGUUUCUUUUUGAACUGCACAGAAUGGUCCGUUUUACAAAAUGACUUCUGGCUAAGGCCAAAAUGCAGUUUUUUUUUCAAAUAAUCUGCUUCUUGACAUUAGUUUGAAAUUGAUAUUAAACUUGUGAAAAAGAUUUUGAAAGAUAUUUUUAGACAAGCAAUCUUUGACAUAUUAUUUGAUUUUUCCAAAGUUUUGAAAUCAUCUCAAGUUUUUUGGUCUUAGUCAUAAGUUCUUUUGUAAAAAGGGCCUUGGGUUAUUUUGAAGUAUAAAUUGAGCCAUUAUUUUUUUUUUUUUUAACCAAGAAUUUUUCACAGUCAGUAAGCCUUUGUGCAUGUCUCUGUGCUGGUAGAAUGUUGUUUUAAUUUUGUUUUGUUAAAUGUUUAUUCAGUGUCAUAUCUUGUUUUUGUUUGUGGAUGUAAUGAGUGAGUUUUGUUAUAAAUGUAUUUUUCCCUAUUUUAAAUGACUUCGUAUACAUCUAUACAUAGAUACUUUUUCCCCAAUCUUUUUUUUUUUUUUUUAGAUUUGAGUUGCACACAUAAUUUGAUCAAAGUUUCAAGUUGUAUAUUCAUACAUCAACUUCAUAUGCUUAGUAGCACACAGCAAUCAUUGUCAAAUUUGAAUAAUUAGGCCUUUUUACUGCCACCUUGUAUCAAUGUGAUCAUUGUGUAAGUUUGUUCUUCUGACAUUCCAUUCCCAGAUUUAACUUUUUUUUCCCUUUCUAGGACACUUGUUAAGAGAAAAAUGCAUAUAUUGUACACUUUUUUCCUAGGGGGUUUUUAUGUAAGUGCUAAUGAUAUUCUUAAAUUACAUAUACAUGUCUUUAAAAAAUAUGUUUUAGUCACACAAUUUAACUAAUUCAGGCAUAUUUUUGUUAAUUAUUUAUGGAAAUUAGUUGUGUAUAACACUGCUGUAUGACACUGUGCAAUGUUUUUUUUUUAAAUUUCUACCCAACAUCAAGUCACUUUCAUAACUCUACAUACAUGUAUGUAGCACGUAAAACUUUUCAACUGUACAUUUAAAUCACAGGGUGAUUGAAUCAUGCAGCUUUGGUGAAUGGAAGUAUUAAAUUGUUAAAUCGGUA
Saccostrea echinata is the source of this 3973-nucleotide messenger RNA. RefSeq names its product nucleobindin-2-like. Gene Ontology annotation, cellular component: endoplasmic reticulum-Golgi intermediate compartment; extracellular exosome. The transcript has 12 exons. The record is from RefSeq and is a predicted model, not a curated record. Gene Ontology annotation, molecular function: calcium ion binding. NCBI's taxonomy places the organism in Eukaryota, Metazoa, Mollusca, Bivalvia, Ostreida, Ostreidae. The coding region runs from base 108 to 1865 and encodes 585 amino acids.